UGAAGCUCUUGAAUCCUUUCUAAAAGGUCUCAAUCACGAAAGUUCUCCACUCAAGUUUCAGAUUUCUCCUUUUCCCUCCAUCUAUACCCCAGAACCAGGGUCCCUCUUGGGCAUGGAUUAGGUUCCGGUGAGAAGGAAAACGAUGCACCAUGAUAAAGCAAUACCCCUGGGAAAAGACGAUUAACAUGUAUAAAGGGAUUUCCCUGCAGUAUAAGUACUAAGCACGCGCCCUCCUGGUGCUCAGGGCCUUCCUGAUGUAUAUAUGCAGGGAGUGAGAUUUGAAACGGCCCUUGGAAACAGUAAUAGAAUAAAAGUCUGAGCUGGGGAGCAGCAGUUCUCAGCUUUCUCCUGUCUUGUGGGAAUGAGUUGCCAACCUUUUACUUCAGCUGAUACCUUCAUACCUCUGAAUUCGGAGGCUUCUGCAACUCUGCCUCUGAUCAUGCACCACAGCGCUGCCGAGUGCCUCCCGGUCUCCAACCAUGCAACCAACGUGAUGUCCACAGCAACGGGACUUCAUUAUUCUGUUCCUUCCUGUCAUUAUGGAAACCAGCCAUCGACCUAUGGAGUGAUGGCAGGUAGCUUAACACCUUGUCUUUAUAAGUUUCCUGACCAUACUUUGAGUCAUGGUUUUCCUUCCAUGCACCAGCCUCUCCUGGCAGAGGACCCCACCGUCACUGAUUUCAAGCAGGAACUCAGGCGGAAAAGUAAAUUGGUGGAAGAGCCAAUAGACAUGGAUUCUCCAGAAAUCCGAGAACUUGAGAAGUUUGCCAAUGAAUUUAAAGUGAGAAGAAUUAAGUUAGGCUACACCCAAACCAACGUCGGGGAAGCCCUGGCAGCUGUGCACGGCUCUGAAUUCAGUCAAACAACUAUCUGCCGAUUCGAAAACCUGCAGCUCAGCUUUAAAAAUGCCUGCAAGCUAAAAGCAAUAUUAUCUAAAUGGCUGGAGGAAGCUGAGCAAGUAGGAGCUUUGUACAAUGAAAAAGUGGGAGCAAAUGAAAGAAAAAGGAAGCGAAGAACAACAAUAAGUAUUGCUGCUAAAGAUGCUCUGGAGAGGCACUUCGGAGAACAGAAUAAACCUUCCUCUCAAGAGAUCAUGCGAAUGGCUGAAGAACUGAAUCUUGAGAAAGAAGUAGUAAGAGUUUGGUUUUGCAAUCGAAGACAGAGAGAAAAACGGGUGAAAACAAGUCUUAAUCAGAGUUUAUUUACUAUUUCUAAGGAACAUCUUGAAUGCAGAUAAAAUUUAUUAUUGUGUGACAGCCAAUUUUUUUUUUCAUUCCUUUCUCUUCUUCAACGAAAAUAGAAAUUAGUUAUUUGGUUGGCUUCAAAAAUCAUUUUAUAUCAGUAACUUUUACAGAAGCUUUUCUACUUUUUUAAAAGAGAAUACAACUUAAAUAUUGAUGAAUUAUUUUCUUUAAAGGAAUUAUUCUCUGAAGCCAAACUGUGCAUGUUUCAACCAAAGAUACCAACAGGAAUAAAACAGUGAUCCUCUCACAUUCUUUCUCUCUCUCCCUCUGGCUCUAUCUACAGACACACACAUGCACACGCACACACACAGUGUGCAUGUGGUCUUCUAGUCUGAUUCCUUUUCCAAAGGCUGUUUAUUAGCUUUUUAACAUUUCAGUCACAAUGCCAAGUAAAGAAUAUCACAACGGAAGAUACAAUUAGAAAAUUGAUUAACCAAUAUCCUGCUUACCAUCAGCUCUAAUAGUUUGAACUGAAUAGUUUGCACUUAAGAGGCAGAGGUGCCUCUGAAUUUUAUUAGUGCAUUUAGAAAUAAAUCUUAAUCAGAAGCGACACUUUUUAUCUUUUAUU
Messenger RNA from Mustela lutreola (European mink), 1812 nucleotides. It is a transcript of the gene POU1F1, whose product is annotated as POU class 1 homeobox 1. Gene Ontology annotation, biological process: regulation of transcription by RNA polymerase II. The record is from RefSeq and is a predicted model, not a curated record. The transcript is spliced from 6 exons. Gene Ontology annotation, molecular function: DNA-binding transcription factor activity, RNA polymerase II-specific; RNA polymerase II cis-regulatory region sequence-specific DNA binding. Bases 362 to 1237 code for a protein of 291 amino acids. Lineage: Eukaryota; Metazoa; Chordata; Mammalia; Carnivora; Mustelidae.